AUGGAAUACGGAUGUGGCUCUGAAGAGGAUCAAGAUAAUGAGGAAGCAGAGUUGCGGAAGGAAGUCGUGAGAUUACGAAACCUGCUCAGGAGAAUGAGUGGUUUAGACGACGAUGCGACUUUCACUGAGCUGCGAGCACUUGAAAGUUGUCUAAAGGAUUUCAGGAAGAAGGAAACAGAGGAUGAGAAUGAUGGUCCAAGGAGAGGGGUUUCAAGGAGAUGGCCCAGAGGGGUUUCGGCUCUCUCUAGGAGCAGCUCUGAAGAAAAAAGACAGGAGGAAGAACAAGAUGAAGAAAAAAUACCGAAGGAGGAAGCACAACUGAGAAUGGAGAGGAGAUUCGAGAGACUAAAGUCUGAAUCUUUGCAGAGCAAAUAUGAGAGAUUGUGGCUUUUCAAGGAGCAUAUGAAUUGUAGAGAGAUCGAAAAUAUGAAUUCCUACGUCGAUCUGUGCUCACUUGAAACUGAGAUAAUACGUGCUUUGAUUGAUGUGAGGGACCAAAUGAAGAGACCAGGACAGGAAAAAGAGGCUGUGGAAGAGAAGAUGAAGCCGCAGAGGAGGCGAAGAGAUGUGACGAAGCAACACGUGAGAGUGCUCUGCGAUUUCUGCGGAUCAUCCAGCAGUAAAAGAUAUGAACAAUUUCCACAAAAACAAGAAGUUGAAUCACUGUCUUUGGAGAGUGAACUCAAGAGAUUACGGCUUCUGACCAGGAGAAUGACUGGUAAUGAUUUGGACGGUUUGAAUUUCGCUGAGCUUCAAUCACAACAAUCCCAACUAAGGGAAGCCUUGCCCAUUGUGAGGAACCAACUAAAGAUAAAGCUGGAAGAGGAAGAAACGCUGCACAAACAGAAGAGGGAAGCAUGGGAUAAGGAUGAAGCUGCGAUGAGAAGGUAA
Molecule: messenger RNA, 891 nt
Organism: Camelina sativa (false flax)
Lineage: Eukaryota; Viridiplantae; Streptophyta; Magnoliopsida; Brassicales; Brassicaceae
Source: RefSeq, a predicted model, not a curated record